AUGCCAGCUGUACCAGCAGGUUAUAGAAGUGGUGGUCAAAUGAACAAACCAAGUUGUUUUGAUCGUGUUAAAAUUGGUUUUACUAUGGGUUUUACAGUUGGUAUGGUCACUGGAAUUGUAUUUGGUGGUGUUACUGCUUUAAGACAGGGUUUACGUGGUCGUGAAUUUAUUUCAAUCGUUGGUAAAUCAGUUAUUUCAGCAGGUGGAACUUUUGGAACAUUUAUGGCUAUUGGAAGUGCUAUUCGUUGUUAA
This is a messenger RNA of Rotaria sp. Silwood2, 252 nucleotides long. Lineage: Eukaryota; Metazoa; Rotifera; Eurotatoria; Philodinida; Philodinidae. The record is from the annotation of a GenBank genome assembly.